Messenger RNA from Sinocyclocheilus anshuiensis, 933 nucleotides. It is a transcript of the gene cacng1b, whose product is annotated as calcium channel, voltage-dependent, gamma subunit 1b. Gene Ontology annotation, cellular component: membrane; L-type voltage-gated calcium channel complex. Gene Ontology annotation, biological process: calcium ion transmembrane transport; regulation of calcium ion transmembrane transport via high voltage-gated calcium channel. The transcript is spliced from 4 exons. Bases 126 to 812 code for a protein of 228 amino acids. The record is from RefSeq and is a predicted model, not a curated record. Lineage: Eukaryota; Metazoa; Chordata; Actinopteri; Cypriniformes; Cyprinidae. Gene Ontology annotation, molecular function: calcium channel regulator activity; voltage-gated calcium channel activity.
CUGGAGUGAAGAGAUAGCGGGUUGCUGUGUGACUUUUACAUUUCCCUUAGUGCCUGAGAAGUAAACUAAACCAAGGCGUCAAUUCAAGGGCAGAGACACUUUCAAACUUAUCUUCGGAGGCCACCAUGCUGGAGGACAAGAAGACCAAGGUGAAGAUCACCUUCUUGGUCAUCCUGGUGGGCAUCUCGUCCAUGUUGGCGGCAGUGGUGACGGACCACUGGGCGGUGCUGAGUCCCAGGGUGGAGCGGCUCAACACCACCUGCGAAGCGGCCCACUUCGGACUCUGGAGGCUGUGUAAAAAGAGUAUCUUCAUUGUGGAGGAAGACCCUCAGGGUAAAGGCUGUGGCCCUAUCAGCCUGCCAGGAGUCAAGAACUGCUCCUACUUCAAACACUUCACAUCAGGGGAAGAGGCUGAAGUUUUUGAAGUAAAGACUCAGAAAGAGUACAACAUCUCAGCUGCUGCCAUUGCAAUCUUCAGUUUGGCCUUCAUGACCCUGGGCAGUCUCUGCCUCCUGGGGGCUUUUGGGAAGGGUAGAGACUAUCUGCUGAGGCCAGCUGGCAUGUUCUUUGCUUUUGCAGGUCUGUGCAUCGUCAUCUCGGUGGAGAUCAUGAGGCAGUCGGUCAAACGCAUGAUUGACAGCGACGAGACCAUAUGGAUUGAGUACUACUAUUCGUGGUCCUUCGCUUGCGCCUGCGCCGCCUUCACCCUCCUCUUCCUCAGCGGCAUCAGCCUCCUCAUCAUCUCUAUGCCACACAUGCCCAGAAACCCCUGGGAGACCUGCAUGGACGCCGAACCAGAGCCCAUAGACUAGAGUAGCGUCGACCACAGAGUAAGAGCGCAACGCAACUGACACAGGAGUCACUCUAGCAGAGCGAAUGAUAAUGAUGCAUUGCAUUUAUAGAUGAUGAUAGUGUUGCAUUGAUAUUUUUAAC